Alosa alosa (allis shad) is the source of this 1207-nucleotide messenger RNA. It is a transcript of the gene pttg1ipa, whose product is annotated as PTTG1 interacting protein a. Gene Ontology annotation, cellular component: nucleus; cytoplasm. Gene Ontology annotation, biological process: protein import into nucleus. The transcript has 7 exons. The coding region runs from base 149 to 745 and encodes 198 amino acids. The record is from RefSeq and is a predicted model, not a curated record. Lineage: Eukaryota; Metazoa; Chordata; Actinopteri; Clupeiformes; Clupeidae.
CGCAAGUUUAGUUUUCUGACUGGCGGCGGUUCGGACAGCUCGUCACCCGAGAUUCGUCUGGUCAGGUAUCCAGACUUACAUGUGAUUUAUUGGGAUAUUCUUCAGCCAAAUUAGCCUACAUCGUAGGAUUUAACCAUCUGACGACAGCAUGUUUUCGAGGAUUGGAUUAUGUUUGAUCCUGGUUGUUGUCGGGUUGGGCACAACAUUUGCUCAGAACGACACAUCUACUACGACAACCAUCACCACCACUACUGCUGCUACAACCACCACCACCACCACCACACCGGCACCUUCGACACCCGCACCAACACCACCAGCCAAUGUUUGCGAGCUCAAGAAUGGAACAAACUGUGAGGAAUGUCUGAAGAAUGUAUCGUGUCUGUGGUGUAUUAAAACUAAAUCAUGUGUGACGUACCCCGUUGCAACUAUCCUGCCUCCCCACUCUCUCUGUCCCCUCAAUGAGGCUCGGUGGGGGCAGUGUUCAAUAAACUUCCAGACAUUGAUCAUCGCCAUGGCUGUGGUUGGUGGAGUAAUCAUCCUCGCCUUCUUCAUCUGCCUCUUCUGCUGUUGCAAGUGUGAGAAUGUGGGGUCCAGCAGUUUUGAAUCCAAGAUGCAAAGGCAGGCUGACAAGAGAAAGGGCAAAUCGGACACGAGAAAAGCAGAGAUGCGAACGCGGCACGAUGAGAUCAGGCAGAAAUAUGGUCUGAGUAGGGCAAGCCCUUAUGCUAGAUUUGAGAACAACUAAAGAAGAUAUAAUGACGGAGGAUAUUCAUCCCUCUCCAACCCUGUAUCAGUAGCCAAAGCAGACUGUUCAUCUUGAUUUAUUGUUACACAGUAGUGUAACAAACAAAAAUUUGCAUUGUGAUGGUUCUCUAUAAUCAGGGCAUUCUUCUGACAAAACUCGAAAGACAGUUCCAGUAUCAAAUGUGAAUGCUUUCUAGUUGAACAGUAAAAGGAAAGUUUAUGACUGCUGCUUUAUGAAUCAUGUGUAGUCCCCUCUGCAUUCUAAACUCUGGUUUACUACUCUGUAAUUGUGCAGCAUUCGUCUGCCAUAGCUCUAUUCUCCGACAUUUUGUUAAAAUGGAGAUCAAAAUGGAUUUUCUUAAAGGGACAGAAUUGUCAAUGUUGUAAAUUAGUUUUGUGUAAUUGGCCAUCUAUGAGUAGGCUAAUCAUUUUGAAUAAAUGACAUACGUUUUAGAGACUUUAA